UCCCCGCGCGCCGCCGCCUCCGGCUUCGACAGCUUCUUCCCGGUGCAGGAGGGCGAGGGCGCGGGCUGGGAGGGCGGUGCGGCCCUGGACGCCGGCGCCGGCCCCUUCCUCCCGGUGAGCCCCGAGGUGAUGAAGCGGCGGCGCGGGGGCCUCAUCGAGCAGCGCGACAUCAUCAAGGCCCACGAGGCGCACAAGAUGCAGAGCACCCCGCAGGCGCGGCGCAAGGAGUGGGAGAUGGCUCGCUUCGGGGAGGCGGUGGUCGGCAGGCCGGGGUCGGGCGAUGGAGACUCGGACCAGAGCAGGAACCGGCAAGGAACCCCGGUGCCGGCCUCGGGGCCGGCGGCCGCCUACAAGCAGUCGAAAGCGCAGAGGGCGCGGACUAUGGCUUUGUACAACCCCAUUCCCGUCCGGCAGAACUGUUUCACCGUCAACAGAUCCCUGUUCAUCUUCGGAGAAGAUAACAUUGUCAGGAAAUACGCCAAGAAGCUCAUCGACUGGCCGCCGUUUGAGUACAUGAUUUUGGCCACCAUCAUUGCCAACUGCAUUGUCUUGGCCCUGGAACAGCAUCUUCCUGAGGAUGACAAGACCCCGAUGUCCCGCAGACUGGAGAAGACAGAGCCGUAUUUCAUUGGGAUCUUUUGCUUUGAAGCCGGUAUCAAAAUUGUGGCCCUGGGGUUCAUCUUUCAUAAGGGCUCGUACCUCCGCAAUGGCUGGAAUGUCAUGGACUUCAUCGUGGUCCUCAGUGGCAUCCUGGCCACUGCGGGGACUCACUUCAACACACACGUGGACCUGAGGACCCUCCGGGCUGUGCGUGUCCUGAGACCCCUGAAGCUCGUGUCAGGGAUUCCUAGCCUGCAGAUCGUGUUGAAGUCUAUCAUGAAGGCCAUGGUGCCUCUUCUGCAAAUUGGUCUCCUGCUCUUCUUUGCCAUCUUGAUGUUUGCUAUCAUUGGCUUAGAGUUCUACAGUGGGAAGUUGCACCGAGCAUGUUUCACGAACAAUUCAGGUAUUCUGGAAGGAUUUGACCCCCCUCACCCAUGUGGUGUGCAGGGCUGCCCAGCUGGCUACGAAUGCCGGGACUGGAUUGGCCCCAAUGAUGGUAUCACCCAGUUUGAUAACAUCCUUUUUGCUGUGCUGACUGUCUUCCAAUGCAUCACCAUGGAAGGAUGGACCACCGUGCUGUACAAUACCAAUGAUGCCUUAGGAGCCACCUGGAACUGGCUGUACUUCAUCCCCCUCAUCAUCAUUGGAUCCUUCUUUGUUCUCAACCUAGUUCUGGGAGUGCUUUCCGGGGAGUUUGCCAAAGAGAGAGAGAGAGUGGAGAACCGGAGAGCUUUCAUGAAACUGCGGCGGCAGCAGCAGAUUGAGCGGGAGCUGAACGGGUACCGCGCCUGGAUAGACAAAGCAGAGGAAGUCAUGCUUGCUGAAGAAAAUAAAAAUGCUGGGACGUCAGCCUUAGAAGUGCUUCGAAGGGCAACCAUCAAAAGGAGCCGGACAGAGGCCAUGACUCGAGACUCCAGUGAUGAACACUGUGUCGAUAUCUCCUCUGUGGGCACACCUCUCGCCCGAGCCAGCAUCAAAAGUGCAAAGGUGGAUGGGGCCUCCUAUUUCCGGCACAAAGAAAGGCUUCUGCGCAUCUCUAUCCGCCACAUGGUGAAAUCCCAGGUGUUUUACUGGAUUGUGUUGAGCCUUGUGGCUCUCAACACUGCCUGUGUGGCCAUCGUCCAUCAUAACCAGCCCCAGUGGCUCACCCAUCUCCUCUACUAUGCAGAGUUUUUGUUUCUGGGACUGUUCCUCUUGGAGAUGUCCCUGAAGAUGUAUGGCAUGGGACCUCGACUUUAUUUUCAUUCUUCAUUCAACUGUUUUGAUUUUGGGGUCACAGUGGGCAGCAUCUUUGAAGUGGUCUGGGCAAUCUUCAGACCUGGCACAUCUUUUGGAAUCAGUGUCUUACGGGCUCUCCGGCUUCUAAGAAUAUUUAAAAUAACCAAGUAUUGGGCAUCUCUGCGAAAUUUGGUGGUCUCCUUGAUGAGUUCUAUGAAGUCUAUCAUCAGUUUGCUCUUCCUCCUCUUCCUCUUCAUCGUUGUCUUUGCUCUUCUAGGAAUGCAGCUGUUUGGAGGCAGGUUUAACUUUAAUGAUGGGACUCCUUCAGCAAACUUUGACACCUUCCCUGCAGCCAUCAUGACUGUAUUCCAGAUCCUAACAGGUGAGGACUGGAAUGAGGUGAUGUACAAUGGGAUCCGUUCCCAGGGUGGAGUUAGCUCAGGCAUGUGGUCAGCUAUCUAUUUCAUUGUGCUCACCUUGUUUGGAAACUACACACUGCUGAAUGUGUUCUUGGCCAUUGCUGUGGACAAUCUGGCCAAUGCCCAAGAGCUGACCAAGGAUGAACAAGAAGAAGAGGAGGCUUUUAACCAGAAACAUGCAUUGCAGAAGGCCAAGGAGGUCAGCCCGAUGUCUGCACCCAACAUGCCUUCUAUCGAAAGAGACAGAAGGAGAAGACACCACAUGUCGAUGUGGGAGCCACGCAGCAGCCACCUGAGGGAGCGGAGGCGCCGGCACCACAUGUCGGUGUGGGAGCAGCGCACCAGCCAGCUGAGAAGGCACAUGCAGAUGUCCAGCCAGGAGGCCCUCAAUAAAGAGGAGGCCCCACCGAUGAACCCCCUCAACCCCCUCAACCCGCUGAGCCCCCUCAACCCGCUCAACGCCCACCCCAGCCUCUACCGGAGACCCAGGCCUAUUGAGGGUCUAGGCCUGGGCCUGGAGAAGUGUGAGGAGGAGCGCAUCAUCAGCCGCGGGGGGUCCCUCAAGGGGGAUGGAGGGGACCUGUCGAGUGCCCUGGACAACCAGAGGAGCCCUUUGUCCCUGGGCAAACGGGAGCCACCAUGGCUGGCCAGGCCCUGUCAUGGGAACUGUGAUCCGACCCAGCAGGAGGCUGGGGGAGGGGAGACCGUGGUGACCUUCGAGGACCGGGCCAGGCACAGGCAGAGCCAGCGGCGCAGCCGGCACCGUCGUGUCAGGACGGAAGGCAAGGAGCUCUCCUCCACCUCCCGGAGCAGGUCUGUCAGCCAGGAGCGGAGUCUGGAUGAGGGGGUGCUCACCGACGGGGAGAAGGAGCGAGAGCCCAGGGGCGGCCAUGCAGGCAAAGAACCCACCAUCCAGGAAGAAGACAGAGGCCAAGACUUAAGGAGGACGAACAGUCUGAUGGUGGCCAGAGGCUCUGGGCUGGCAGGAGCCCUCGAUGAAGCCAACACACCCCUAGUCCUGCCCCACCACGAUCCGGAAGUGGGGAAGGACAUGGUGCUGACGGAGCAGGAGCCGGAGGGCAGCAGCGAGCAGGCCCUGCUGGGGGAUGUGCAGUUGGACAUUGGCAGGGUCAUCAGCCAGAGUGAGCCUGACCUCUCCUGCGUCACAGCCAACACAGACAAGGCCACCACCGACAGCACCAGCGUCACCGUCGCCAUCCCUGAUGUGGGCCCCUUGAUGGACUCAACUGUGAUUCACAUUAGCAACAAAACUGAUGGAGAAGCCAGUCCCUUGAAGGAGGCUGAGAUCAAAGAGGAGGAGGAGGAAAUGGAGAAGAAGCAGCAGAAGAAGGAGAAGCGUGAGACGGGCAAAGCCAUGGUGCCCCACAGCUCUAUGUUCAUCUUCAGCACCACCAACCCGAUUCGCAGGGCCUGCCACUACAUUGUGAACCUGCGCUACUUUGAGAUGUGCAUUCUCCUGGUGAUCGCCGCCAGCAGCAUUGCCCUGGCAGCUGAGGACCCCGUCCUGACCAACUCGGAGCGCAACAAAGUCCUGAGGUAUUUUGACUAUGUUUUCACUGGCGUGUUCACCUUUGAGAUGGUUAUAAAGAUGAUAGACCAGGGCUUGAUCCUGCAGGAUGGGUCCUACUUCCGAGACCUGUGGAACAUCCUGGACUUUGUGGUGGUGGUUGGCGCAUUGGUGGCCUUUGCUUUGGCAACAAACAAGGGGCGAGACAUCAAGACCAUCAAAUCCCUGAGGGUGCUCCGAGUUCUGAGGCCACUGAAGACCAUCAAGCGCUUGCCCAAACUCAAGGCUGUCUUUGACUGUGUGGUGACCUCCUUGAAGAAUGUCUUCAAUAUACUCAUCGUCUAUAAGCUCUUCAUGUUCAUCUUUGCUGUCAUUGCGGUUCAGCUCUUCAAGGGAAAAUUCUUUUAUUGCACAGACAGUUCCAAGGACACAGAGAAGGAGUGCAUAGGCAACUACGUAGAUCAUGAAAAAAACAAGAUGGAGGUGAAAGGCCGGGAAUGGAAGCGCCAUGAAUUCCACUACGACAACAUUAUCUGGGCCCUGCUGACCCUCUUCACCGUCUCCACGGGGGAAGGAUGGCCUCAAGUCUUACAGCAUUCUGUCGAUGUGACAGAGGAAGACCGAGGACCAAGCCGCAGCAACCGCAUGGAGAUGUCCAUCUUCUAUGUGGUCUACUUUGUGGUCUUCCCUUUCUUCUUUGUCAAUAUCUUUGUGGCUCUGAUCAUCAUCACCUUCCAGGAACAAGGGGACAAGAUGAUGGAGGAAUGCAGCCUGGAGAAGAACGAGAGGGCGUGCAUUGACUUCGCCAUCAGUGCCAAACCUCUCACCCGCUACAUGCCACAGAACAGGCACACCUUCCAGUACCGCGUCUGGCACUUCGUGGUGUCUCCGUCCUUUGAGUACACCAUCAUGGCCAUGAUCGCCCUGAACACCGUCGUGCUGAUGAUGAAGUACUACUCUGCUCCCUGUACCUAUGAACUGGCCCUGAAGUACCUGAAUAUUGCCUUCACCAUGGUGUUUUCCCUGGAAUGUGUCCUAAAGAUCAUCGCUUUUGGCUUCUUGAACUACUUUCGAGACACCUGGAACAUCUUUGACUUCAUCACUGUGAUUGGCAGUAUCACAGAAAUCAUACUGACAGACAGCAAGCUGGUAAACACCAGUGGUUUCAACAUGAGCUUUCUGAAGCUCUUCCGCGCUGCCCGCCUCAUCAAGCUUCUGCGACAGGGCUACACCAUCCGUAUUUUACUCUGGACCUUCGUGCAGUCCUUUAAGGCCCUCCCCUACGUCUGCCUUUUGAUUGCCAUGCUUUUCUUCAUCUAUGCCAUCAUUGGGAUGCAGGUAUUUGGAAACAUAAAAUUAGAUGAGGAGAGUCACAUCAACCGGCACAACAACUUCCGGAGUUUCUUUGGGUCCCUCAUGUUACUCUUCAGGAGUGCCACGGGAGAGGCCUGGCAGGAGAUAAUGCUGUCGUGCCUCGGGGAGAAAGGCUGCGAGCCCGACACCACUGCGCCGUCGGGGCAGAACGAGAAUGAGCGCUGUGGCACCGAUCUGGCCUAUGUUUACUUUGUCUCCUUCAUCUUCUUCUGCUCUUUCUUGAUGCUCAACUUGUUUGUGGCCGUCAUCAUGGACAACUUCGAGUACCUGACUCGGGACUCCUCCAUCUUAGGGCCCCACCACUUGGAUGAGUUUGUCCGCGUCUGGGCGGAGUAUGACCGAGCUGCAUGUGGCCGCAUCCAUUAUACUGAGAUGUAUGAAAUGCUGACUCUCAUGUCACCACCGCUAGGCCUCGGCAAGAGAUGUCCCUCCAAAGUGGCAUAUAAGAGGUUGGUCCUAAUGAACAUGCCAGUAGCUGAGGACAUGACAGUCCACUUCACCUCCACACUGAUGGCUCUGAUCCGGACAGCCCUGGACAUCAAAAUCGCCAAAGGUGGUGCAGACAGGCAGCAGCUAGACUCGGAGCUGCAAAAGGAGACCCUGGCCAUCUGGCCUCACCUGUCCCAGAAGAUGCUAGACCUGCUUGUGCCCAUGCCCAAAGCCUCUGACCUGACUGUGGGCAAAAUCUAUGCAGCAAUGAUGAUCAUGGACUACUAUAAACAGAGUAAGGUGAAGAAACAGAGGCAGCAGCUGGAGGAACAGAAAAACGCACCCAUGUUCCAGCGAAUGGAGCCCUCAUCUCUGCCUCAGGAGAUCAUUGCUAAUGCCAAAGCCCUGCCCUAUCUCCAGCAGGACCCCGUUUCAGGCCUGAGUGGCCGUAGUGGAUACCCUUCGAUGAGUCCACUCUCCCCCCAGGAAAUAUUCCAAUUGGCUUGUAUGGAUCCAGCCGAUGAUGGACAGUUCCAGGAACAGCAGUCUCUGGAGCCAGAGGUUAGUGAAUUAAAAAGCGUGCAGUCCUCUAACCAUGGCAUCUACCUUCCUUCGGACACCCAGGAGCAUACGGGAUCUGGGAGGGCAUCUUCUAUGCCACGCCUGACUGUGGAUCCCCAGGUGGUGACAGAUACUAGCUCCAUGAGACGUUCAUUUUCCACUAUUCGGGAUAAGCGUUCAAAUUCCUCCUGGUUGGAGGAAUUCUCCAUGGAGAGAAGCAGUGAAAAUACCUACAAGUCACGUCGUCGGAGUUACCACUCCUCCCUAAGACUGUCAGCUCAUCGCCUGAAUUCUGACUCAGGCCACAAGUCUGACACCCACCGCUCAGGGGGCAGAGAGCGGGGACGGUCGAAAGAGCGAAAGCAUCUUCUCUCUCCUGAUGUCUCCCGCUGCAACUCAGAGGAGCGAGGGACCCAGGCCGACUGGGAGUCCCCAGAGCGCCAACAGUCCAGGUCUCCCAGUGAGGCCAGGUCACAGACCCCCAACAGACAGGGCACGGGCUCCCUGAGCGAGAGCUCCAUCCCCUCCAUCUCUGACACCAGCACCCCAAGACGAAGUCGCCGGCAGCUGCCACCCGUCCCACCAAAGCCUCGGCCCCUCCUCUCCUACAGCUCCCUGAUUCGACACUCCGGGAGCAUCUCCCCGCCGGCCGACGGAAGCGAGAGGGGCUCCCCGCUGACCCCACAGGCGCUGGAGAGCACGGAGGCCGGCCUGGCGGAGCCCUCGGGCCCCCGGCACGGGCACGGCCACGGGCACGGGCAGCAGAGCCAGCACUGCUCCCCGCAGCGCUACAUCUCCGAGCCCUACCUGGCCCUGCACGAAGACUCCCACGCGUCGGACUGUGGCGAGGAGGAGACGCUCACCUUCGAAGCCGCCGUGGCCACCAGCCUGGGCCGCUCCAACACCAUCGGCUCGGCCCCGCCGCUGCGGCACAGCUGGCAGAUGCCCAACGGGCACUAUCGGCGGCGGCGGCGCGGGGGGCCGGGGCCGGGCGUGAUGUGCGGGGCGGUCAGCGACCUCCUGAGUGACACGGAAGAAGACGACAAGUGCUAGAGGCUGCUCCCCCCUCCGAUGCAUGCUCUUCUCUCUCACACGGAGAAAACCAAGACCGAAUUGGGAAGCCAGUGCUGCCCCGGGGGGGGAGGAAGAGGGAGGAGGAAGACAGAAGGACACCGUGCAUUAUCGGACGACCGCGACGAAGGGACAACAGGAAAACCAGUGGGACCCGCCAAAUGGCUUCACUUCCCUUUGCAAGAUGGGCACUGCCAUAGUUCUGCCUCUUUGCUGGGGAAAGGAAAUACGAGAACGUGCAGGGUUACUCCCCUGGCAGAAGGGACGUGGUGAGGGGGGCCCUGCUUCCCCUUGCCCCUUCCCACCUUUCUGUAAGCCGCGGAAGGAUGGAGCUGGCCUGUCUCUCCGCCCAUCGCCCUGAAAAGCCUGCAAGACUUUCUGGCUCUUACCUGGGGAGUCGUGGAGACCACGGGAGAGGCGUCUCCUCCCUCGCCAGCUCUUGCUCCUCAGCUCCACUGCCGUCAGGGCAACCACACUAGCAUCUCAUGCAUUCCCCUCUGGCUUGCUUCCCCCCAAGAAGCACAGGCUAAGUUCAGGAGCAUCGGAUGCCACGGGGCGGAGGCCAGGAGGGAAAAGCUGAAGUGGGACAAGGGGCCGGGGGGCUGUGGCGGCAGCAGCAAGGGCUGGUCUGGGUGAGCAAAGCCAUAGUCCUGCAGCCCAGACCACGGGGAAAGGCUCCAAGAGCUGGAGAGGAUGGGUGGUGCUGGGAGGGACAGUCCUGUCUCUUUGAAGCCUGAUGCCUACUCAGUAGGUGCUGUGUUAGGAUAGGCCAGGGAGGUCCCUCAGGCUCCACCGAGGUGCCUAAGGCUCCAGGAAGGGUGAUAUUUUAAAAGCAUUUAACACCCCCCUUGGCCAGAGCACAAGCUGGCGUGAGCAGCAGUCCAGCCUUCCUGCUGGAGCCCAGUGCUCUGCCAGGCCUUAGCUCUGCAAACGCUGGUCCAAAGGGAUCCCUCGAGGGUGGGGUAAGUGUUGGGGGUGGAGAGUGCAAUUGAGGCAAAGUCUGUUUUCCAACCAGUAUAGAAGAAUGUGGAACAGCACAUAUGGCCGAAUGUCAACCUAGACUGUGGUCCAGGAGGUAGUGGCCACGAGCCAGAGGCUCAGUCUUCCCUGCCACUUCCUGAGAAGGUAGCACACACAUACCCAAGGUGGGCCAUACAUCACCUAGUAGAGGCUUCUAGAGAGGAAAGGCAGGCAGACUGAAAUGAGAAGCUUCCAUGAGAGAAUCCGUCUGAGUUUACUGAGGACCUCCUGGGAGGAGGGCCCCUUCCACAGCCAGUUGAUGUGUGAGGGUCAGUUUGUCCUGAUACUUUGAAGGUAAUUGGUAAAUAUACCUCAGCUGAGACCUGGGCGGCUCCUCCUAGCCAAGUAGGCUCUGAUGGGGCCUCAUCACACAGUGUAAUGAGAUGAGGGUCCCCAUGGCCCUGAAUAUUUUCUGGAGCUAGGAUGGGGCUUUUCCUCUCCCCAGAGUAAGAGCUGGACAGCAGACAGCCUCAGGCCACUGUGCCAUUCUUAACCCCCUAAACUCAGAAGCAUUGAGGAAAAGAGAGCCUUUCUUGGCUAAUCAGUGCUCAUCUUGUAUAGAUUGUCCGUCCAGGGAAUCACGUCACUCUGUCUCUGGUGGAGAUGUACCAUUCCCUCAACUUCCUCCCUGGUCUCACAGUGGCCAGAAGGACCUCCUGGAGAAGGAUUCCAGGCAGGGCUUUCCCUUCUCAGCCAGGAGCAGGUGGAGCUUGCCUCACAGGACCCUCCCCCGGCCUGAGGUCACAGUGGCUAGACACUCUUUUUAUCCUCCUCCAGCCAAGACAGACUCCACCUCUUGGGUAGGAGAAGUUAGUGGCUGUUAUUUUUCUUAGAAGGAGCCUCUUUUUACUUAUGAAUUUUUUCUGUUUGUUUUGGUUGAAAUAGAACUAAGGAGUAGUUGCAUCAACCCUGAAAAGCCAAAUACAACCAUGUGGCUGCAGAAUCAUUUCAUGGCCCUGCCUUCUCUUUUAGAUACCGACGGAGCUUCAUGACCCACAGCCCCCAAAUCAAAGUAGUCCCAGGGCAGGAGGCCACUGAGUCAGAACAAAAGCCUCCUCCUCUCAGACCGUGUGUCUGUUCUCACUUUCCUCUCCCACUCAGCACUUGCACGCUCCGGAGUGGCCGGCAAUGUGAACGCGAGUGUGUCACACCCUGAUCCUCACAGGUGUGCUCUUUACAUAAGACUCAGACGCUGGGCCUGGUAUUGUGCUAAAGGUUUCCUCUGCUCAGCGUCAUUUCAUGCCAAAGUGCUGCAGUGGGCUGCUUUCUGCACACAAAAUUGCUUUCUUCCACCUCAGAAAUGCAGCUUUCCCUAGGGACAGGCCUACCACAGGACCACCAUUCUGAGUCAGCAAGUCUAUUGCAUUGUGUUGGGAGAAAAGGAAUUGAAGUGAUAUCUUAGGCCAUUUCAACAGUAGGAGGAAUUUAGCCUGGCAGAGCAAUUACCAGAAAUGGGAUUUGCCUGUAAACCACAUUAUGAACACUAAAUUUACUGUGCCGGGAAACCUUCCUGGACACCUGAACUCCUUACACUCACAUACACAGAAGCACUUGAGCCGUGAAUGAAGUGGUGUGAAGCACUGCAGAUGCAUUUCCCCCGGCCAGCCGGGGUCUUGUUAGAACUAGUGAACUUAUGAACUCUGUGAUUCAAUUUCCCCUGACCAAGAAAUUGUGUUUCUUAUCCCUUAGCCUACAUUUACCUUUCUAGUAAGACCAGAAAAUAAAAGACAGUUUUCUGUUAAGUCACGGAACUCAUUAUCAUGAUCUUCUUCUGACCGCUUCCUCCCAUCUCUUCACAAAUGUGACCUCUCACCUUCCCUCUGAUAGCUGAGCAGGACAUCCUUUCCUACGUGUCAGAUUCUGCCUCUUUCUCCCUUGAAAAGAGGCCCCUUGAGAUCUCAAAAUGUGUGCUGCUAUUUGGAUUAAAAAGUAUGGCCGCAUCUCAAGAAAUGUCGAGCAAAGUGGAAACAGUUUGAGAUACUCAGGUUCAGAGGAACGUUUGGCUCUGUGUCCAGUUUCCCUUGCUAAUGUCAGCCUUUGGCAUCCCCUAAAAACAAAGAGGGAGGGAUGGAGGAAAAGAGAGGCAGAGGAAAAGGAAAACAAACCAAGGUAGAGAGACAUUCUAACUGGGCUGUGUUUAGAUACUCCUCUCUUCACUUCCAGACAGACUUCCGGUGGGGUACUCACGUGUCUCCCUCUUUCGAUCCCCAGGAGGGCAGAAUGCCAGCAGGCUUUCAGACAUAGGGGUAGAGCUCUGGGCCAAGAUGCUCUGUGAGCCAGGGUCAGGAUAGAGUUGCCUACACUGUGAAGAGAUGAGCAUCCCCCCACCCCCACCCCAUGUCAACACAAGCCAUGAACAUGACUGCCCAAUGGCAGUCUGUCCACUCUUCUGGCUGAGGAAUCUAUUUCUAUUCUGGGCUUCACUUCUCCCCACUCAGCAUCCCUACGGGGUACUAAAAUCAGGUAACGUUUUUCCGAAGCUGAAAUCCAGAUGUUCUGGGUUCUGCCCUGUUUUGACCCUGGGACCACAAAGAAGACGAUCCCACAUCCCACCAUUCAGCCAGUGUUUUCUUUCCAUACACGCUUCCAUCUCUCCUACAGCCUUUGUGAGGAGCCUCAGUGUCUCCUGCUUUCUGUGCUCCCCUCCCAGCCCUUGUUUUGCUGCAUGUUCUCAUUGACCCAACUCCUGAGAUAUUUUAAAUCCACCCAGUCCAAGCUUAUUUGCUGACCUGCCUGCCUCUGCUGGUGGGGAAUGCAUCAUUCUCAUAAAAGUAGUUGGGAAUUCACCAGAUAAUACUCACAAGGUGAUCUGAAACAGUAUAAGGUAUGGUACUAUUGGGGUGAGUGGGGGAUAUGGAAUGUCUGCAUACUCAAUGAAAGCCCACUUCAGGGAAAUUAGGUCUCUCCUGGCAUAAUGGAACAAAAUUUUAAUUAUUUUGUUUUUUUAAAGAACGUUCUCAUUUUUUCAUUACAUCCUCUUUCUAAAGCCUGCUCUGGAUGUCUUGUUUUUGGACAGGGUAUUUAUUUAGUGGGUUGAGCCACUAAAUAGGAAGGAUAAGUUGAGAUGCUUUAAUUUCUCAACCUAGCUAUAAUAAAUAUUAUGAGAUCAGAAUAAGAAAAGGUGCAUGUGUAGCAGCCAGGGAGCAGAUAGUCAUCUACUUUGCUGAGAUUUUGUGAGACAUGAAGGUUAGGGAAUUUUCACCCUAUCGUUAUCAGUUUCAUAUCUGUUAAGUUUGAGACCCUCAAAGGCCUGCUGCCAGUGUGCACAAAGAAUCAUGGUGAGGAGAGGCACUUCCAUGCGUUGGGGUAGCUCCUUCCUCAGCAGAUUCUUGCAUCCUGUCCAUUUUUCCUACCUGAAUUCCCUGGCACUGAACACUGUCCAAGAGAUUCAGGUGAAGACUUUAUAAGGCAAGAAAAAAGAGAAGUGGGCCCCCUGAAAGUGGCCAGAGUGUGAUGUUUUAAUUCCAGACAAGAACCCCGUAAGGAACCAGGUCUAGUUUUGAAUAAAUAGAUCUCCAUGUUGAAACUCUUAUUUUUACAAAAGCCAAACAGAAUUAACUCAGGACUUAGGACCUAACCUUGGCAUGGUAGGAUCAGAAGAGAUCCCAUGUAUGAGUGCUGCCUAUAUCUGCAGCUCUUUCUGACUUGUUUUUUCUUUGGUAAGCCACCCUGUAUACUGUAGCCAUUUACCCCAACAGAGCCCCAUCUGUUGGCUUCUCUGGCUCCGUAACCCUGGGCUCAGCUAAAGACUGCUGGCAUGAUCCGUUAGGCAUCAUGUGCUGUCACUCAUUCAGCCAGAAGAAUGCAGAUGUAUCACUUGGAGGGGACAGAAGACUAGGAGCAGAAAAAAAACAUCUUUGGUUUCUGAUGGCUGUCUUUUUCUUCCCUUAAAUCCUUUCUGCUUUGACCCUCUGAGGCUUAGGCAUCCCAGAGAAAGAUAAGCCAAAGAUAACAGGUUCAUAGAUUGUCCCAACCUAUCCAAAGGGCCUGGAAAGCUUCCUUUAACAAAACUCAAGCCAAUCUGAAUGAGACUCCUAGCAGAGGCAUAUGGAAGGCUAGGGUACCUCCAAACUGCCCUUCUAUUUUUGUAGUCUUCUUCUGAUCCCUUCCCUCAUGCUAAAAAGGGGGUGGGGUGGAAGGGGCCACUAGCAUCUUGACCUUAUAAAUGCAAAAAGAUUUUAUAAUAAGCCAUGCUACUAUGUAAAUACAUUAUUGAAGUUUGAAUUCUUAUUUCUGGGGGGUGCGAAAGAGUUGAGCAGAUCCAACUUUAAAAAAAUGGUAAGGGGAUCUAUGUUUAUUUUUCUUUGGGAUCUUUUUGUUUGGAUUUUUUUUUUUUUGUAACAGACCAACCCUAGAAUAGCAAUGAAGGAUAAAUGUGUGCAGUGUUUCUGAAUCACCUUCUAAUUAAUUUCUAUCAAACAAUAUAUUUGAGCCAAAAAUCUGAGGUCAUAUAGUACCAGUUCCAUCUUCUCUCUCUGGUGGUUUUUGGUUUUGUUUUUUGGUUUGGUGUAGGUUUUUUUGGUUUGUUUACUUUCUUUUGUCUUCUCCUUCUAAGUCAGCCUCUGUCUCUUGUUUCCAGGGACUUAAAAUACAACCUGAUGUAAAACAGCUUGAGAACUUCAGUGAAAGCCAAGUAAAUAAUAGAAUGGAUAUAGAUUUUUUUUUCAGGAUGUCUUUAACCAAUAAACAAAAAGUUUAUAUCCUGAGAAGAUAAAAUUUUUAAGAGUGUGGUAAUCUGGUAACUGAAAAUUAUUGGGAGUCAAAAAUAAUUCUAGCCCAGCCUUCUGUACUUGUGCCUUCAGCAAGGUAUUGCAUCUGCGUGCUUUAUUUCCCUCAUUAGGAAAUUGAAAUACUAAUGCUUGGCUAAUUCAUAGGUGUGUCAAGUGUUUGUAAGUAAAUUAAUAUCGCAUUAUAUAAAGUACUUAGUCUCCACAAAUCAACUUAGAAAAAUCUUCUCUCCUUAUAUACCACUAAGGACCUAUGAAAUUCUUGGCAUUGCUAUAAGCAUUCCAUUUUUUGGAAGAAACUUCAUGUUUAAUGGAACCAGAAUCCCAGAUUUGCUUUAAUUUCACCAUCUAUUGUUCCCAUUUUCACUUCCUCCCCUUUUUAGCUCUCUAAUUAAAACAAAAACAAAAACAAAACAAAACAAAAAAACCCAAGACUUUUUUUUUUUUUUUAAUGCAGGAAAGGAGUUGAGUUUUCAUGAUCUUCUUUCUGUGGAUACUCCAGCCAGUCUUAGGUCAAAUAACCAUUCUCUAAUGCUUAGGAUCCUCAUGAAGACCUCUUCUUUUGUUCUGCCAAUUUGUCAGAGAUAAGGGAUUGCUCUCUAGAUUCUGGAACCAGACCUGAAGACUCUACUAAGUACUACCACUUCCUCCUCAGUUCACUCACAGGUGGGCCCCAAAACUGAAAGGGUACUAAAUCAAAGCUGCCAAAUCCAAAUUUGACCUUAUUUGGUGACUUAUUUUUCUUUCCAGUACUCUGAUUUCUUAUGGUGAUAACCUGUACCACACAGGAACCCACUGCUCAAAGCAAGUCUAUUAGAAAUCCGUAUAAGGGAUGAGCGGGAAAAACACAAUCCAAAAUUUCAAAGUGCCAUUAAUCAAUUAAAAAAAACUAAAGGUAAUAUGAAAUGAGGGCUAAACAAUGUAAACUAACUGCCAAUUAAAGUAUACAGUAGUUCUGGUCUUAGCUACAUUUGAUAUGGAAUUAUAUCACAUUAAGCAGAUCCCAGCAAAUUUAGUAAAAACAUAGGCAUUGAAUUUUAAUGGCUACCAAUGGGGAUAUAUACUUAGCCUGCAGGCCAAACUUCAAUCAGUGUUUUUCUAUCCUGGUGUUUUGUGAACAAGCCAAAAUUUAUACAAAGCCACCCUAAGUGCUGCAAUUGCAGAGGAACCUCCCUCUUGGUGAUAUUAGAGAACAGUCCAGCUCCACUCAAAUUGAGUCCAAAAUUUGGAACUCAUCCAGAAAAACAAACGGAGGAGAAAAAUCUAAUGCACCAAGUAUGCUUGGCAUUUGUGUAGCUGGGGCAAUGUGGGCAGAGGCUAGAAAGACAAACUAUAGAACAAAGACAAGGUUGAGGUGGAAAACAUCAGCUAGUCCCAGGAACAGAAGGUGUGUGACCUGAGAGAGUCACUUAUAUUAGAUCACUGGAAUAUUUGUUAGCAUGAUACUGGAUUCAGAGCAGUUGUUUCUGCUAAACUCACCAAAGGUAGUGGGUUUGAAGGCCUCAGAGAAUUAGUAGAGCCCUGAACAACUUUUCCAGACCUGGGAGAUGGAGAAGGGAGGUUCUUGCUUUAAAGCAGCCCAAAGACAAUCUCUGUGACUUUAGCAACUCUUCAAUAGAGUAGUGCCAACAGCAGAGAGAUUUCACUGACCUUCCUAGUGGUACAAGUGCCACAGGAGGGGAGAGGGGUGGUGAGUGGGACAGAUGCGUUUUAUCAGAAAGAGCUUUCACACUACGAAGGGUGCACCGGUACUAGCCUCACAGGAUAUCGCUGCAAAAAAGUAGACCAAUGGGUGGCUCAGGCCAUGCCCUCUGUCCUUUAGGACCCAAGGUCAGGCCGUUCCCACCUUGAUUUGCUUUUAGAGAAGGAGCCCGUACGAUGGGAUCAAGAGGGAAAUUGGGUGCUCUGCCUUAGGCUGUUAAAACGCUGCCACCUGCAUUACAAAAUUCACAUGAGUCAAGACGCUUGAGAUACUUCCUUAUGGGCAGCAUCCACUGUGGUGUGCCAGCCUGACACCCCUUCAGGAACGGUGUUUAAAUGGCAGCCAGUGCUGGCCCGCCCAGAGUAUCGGUGCAUCUUUCCUAAAGCCAGAGUUCAGCACUGCAUGUUGACCAGGUGGAUAUCCUGUAAUAUAAAUGCUCGUUUGGAUCCAAAAGGAAAAUUAUUAAAAAUAAAAGAAAGAUGAACAACUUUAAUGUUUUUGGGGGGG
This is a messenger RNA of Nyctereutes procyonoides (raccoon dog), 15156 nucleotides long. It is a transcript of the gene CACNA1E, whose product is annotated as calcium voltage-gated channel subunit alpha1 E. The record is from RefSeq and is a predicted model, not a curated record. Gene Ontology annotation, biological process: calcium ion import across plasma membrane; chemical synaptic transmission. Gene Ontology annotation, cellular component: neuronal cell body; membrane; voltage-gated calcium channel complex. The coding region runs from base 130 to 7182 and encodes 2350 amino acids. The transcript has 48 exons. Gene Ontology annotation, molecular function: calcium ion binding; high voltage-gated calcium channel activity. Lineage: Eukaryota; Metazoa; Chordata; Mammalia; Carnivora; Canidae.